GUUGCUUGAAUGCCUGCGUCUAGAUUUUAAAGCUCUAGGAAGACGCUGCUAUGCAUUGUGCGUCUGCAACUCAGCUGUUGCCAACAGCCCGAUAUGACGCCAAAGAACAGGAGUAGAAGCUCGACAGAAGCGGAAAUUCGACGAGAUUGGACAUGAGCCAAUCCAGAGGUAGAGAUCGCCUUAGCAAUACGGCAGAAGAAUUUGCGUUGGUGAUACUGGGUCAAGUAUGUUGAUGGACUUGUUGAUCAUGAUACAGACGCCCCAAACGGCAUCUCGGUGCGUCGCUAUAAUAAUAGAAUCGGCAUGACCCAUGCCGGUGCACAGCGGGGACAGUAGUGGCAGGCGGAAGACGAUGUAUAAACGAAAUGCUUAUAGUGCAGAAUGUUUCGCCCGACUUCGAAUUCUCGUCUUCGUCCCAUACCUACUUUACUUGGGUUCGGUCCAGUCUUCCCCCCACCCUCUUCCCCUCGACGAGACGCAUGCCUGCUGCAGCUCCAGCGUCCUCCUCGGCCUCGUCUUGCUAUCCGUAGUUUCCAGUAUCCAGUUUACUUUCUUCUACAGCUAUUCAGACAACCAUGCAGAAGCCCAAUAAUAACGAGAUUCGAGAAAUAGCAGUCACUGCCUCCGGAUCCGUUCCAUCCACUUCAGCGCCAAAGGUAAAGCCGGGCGCAGCGUGGAAAGCAAACGAACAGCAUGUGCUGCCAGAAAACCGUUUAAUGAUUGUGUUUCCUGGAUUAAUGUUAUGCGUCUUCCUUGCUGCUCUUGAUCAGACGAUUGUAGCCACCGCACUCCCGACAAUCGUCUCCCAGCUACAUGGAGGGAAGAGCUACAGCUGGGUUGGCUCGGCAUAUCUUCUUGGUGCAGCUACUCUCUGCCCUCUGUAUGGCAAGCUUGCAGAUGUUUUUGGCAGGAAGCCAGUCCUGUUUGGAGUCAUCGCCAUCUUUCUGGUCUCGUCCGCCUUAUGUGGCGCCGCGCAGAGCAUGACAUGGCUUAUAGUCUGCCGAGCGAUCCAGGGAAUCGGCGGUGGUGGCAUCUUACAACUGGUUCAAAUUACCGUCUCUGAUAUAGUCAGUCUGGAAGAGCGAGGGAAAUAUGGGGGAUUCAUAGGCUCGACCUGGGGAAUUGCCAGUGUAGUCGGGCCGCUCGUGGGAGGGGCAUUCACGGAUCAUGUCACUUGGAGAUGGUGUUUCUUUGUAAAUCUCCCCACAGGUGGAAUUGCCGCAGUCAUCCUUUUCUUUUUCCUUAAUCUUAACCCUCACCAUGGCCGGCCGCUCAAGGAACAUCUCGCUGAGCUUGACUUCCUUGGUCUCAUCCUUAUCGUUGGUGGGGUUGUUUGCCUACUCCUCGGUUUUGAUUUCAGCGAGACGGGCUGGUCGGCCCCCCAGACUAUCGCUUUGAUAGCGAGUGGUGCGGCUUUACUCGUUGCUGGAGGGGUGAACGAGGCGUUCACCAAACGCUCUGCAAUCGUACCGCCGCGGCUAUUCAGGACUCGUACAACGACCAUUAUUCUCGUGACAUGCUUCUUCCAUGCUUUCGGGUUUUUCGCCACAACGUACUACCUCCCACUCUUCUUCCAAGUCUUGGGUUCAAGUGCAACUGGUGCCGGCAUACGGAUGAUUCCUUACUCGCUUGGAUCUUCCGCGAUAUCAGCAACUUCUGGGCAGUUCAUUGCACACUUGGGUUAUCGGCCCAUCAUCUGGACUGGUUACACAAUUAUGACGCUUGGAUACGGGUUGAUGAUCAUGCUGGAUGACAAGUCCAAUGGUGCUGAACGGGCACUCUAUCCCCUGAUUGCCGCCGUCGGCACUGGAUGCCAGUUCCAGAUACCACUAAUCGCUUUGCAAGCUGCGAUGCCGUUGAAAGAUAUGGCGACGAGUACGGCAACGUUUGUCUUCGUACGGCAGCUCGGCGGCACCAUUGGCGUAACUAUCGGCCAGGCAAUAUGGUCAUCGGAACUCCUUAAAAAGGCCAGAGCCUUAAAAGGCGUAUCCAUCGAUACUUCACCAGGAGCAUUGAUCCAGAGCGUCCGGUCUUUACGGAGCUUAUAUCCAGACGCAACGCAACGUCGGAUAGUUAUCCACGCCUAUACGGACUCUAUCAGGGUAAUAUGGCUCACCGUAACACCGAUGGCUGGCAUCUGUCUGCUCCUCUCGCUCUUCAUGCGCAAGUAUACGCUGAAACGCACGACAAUUCGCGGAGGAAAGGGCCGCGCAGAUAACAAGUCAGAAGCUGAUCCAAAUGAGUUUGACGACGUUGAGGCUGGGUUUGAUGGGAGGGACGAUCCAGGGGAUGAGGUCGACGAAAAGAAGGCGGCCCGCGAAAGGGGGGUUAUUGAGGCACGCGAACCUGACGACGGUGCUGCCGAGGUCCGAAAGAUUGAGCGAGAAACUUCACCUACGAACACUGUAGUUGAUUCGCACGAACAUUUUCAAAGAGUUUGA
Molecule: messenger RNA, 2441 nt
Organism: Fomitiporia mediterranea MF3/22
Lineage: Eukaryota; Fungi; Basidiomycota; Agaricomycetes; Hymenochaetales; Hymenochaetaceae
Product: MFS general substrate transporter
Exons: 13
Coding region: 576-2441 (621 amino acids)
Biological process (GO): transmembrane transport
Cellular component (GO): membrane
Molecular function (GO): transmembrane transporter activity
Source: RefSeq, a predicted model, not a curated record